GGUCAGAGGUAAAUGACCCGGAUGUUGAUUCGUGAGGCGUGGAUCUGAAUUGAGCACGCGGCUGCUGCUGUUGCUUCAGGAAUGGAUGCUUUUGAGCUGUUUCGGAAACUUGGAGCCGGAGCCAAAUUCGACUUGAAGAGAUUUGGUCAAGAUGCCGCAAGGUUUAAGGUUACCAGGUCCCAGGAAGGGGAAGCUGUCGCGGACCCGCUCUCUUUGAUCGACUAUUAUGGCACAGGAGCAGCCAAUGGAGCCCAGAUCUGCUCCCAGAGAGCGAAGGAUGAAGUAAAGGAUGAAGACGAAAGUGAGAGCGGGGAUUCUGAAUCAGGGCUUAAAAGAAAGAUUAAAGAAGCGAGAGUCGGGAACCCGAAGAAGAAAAAGAGGAAAAGCAACCAAGUGGAUUUGAAAACUGACGACAGAUUGCCGAAACAGACACAGGAAAGCAGCCUGAUUUGGACCUCUUCAUCAGACCGACAGAUCCAAAACCUGCAGAGUGAUGGAAAAGAGAAAAUCCCGUUGAAAAGGCUAAAGCAUCUUCAUCAGGAAAAGGUGAAUCGUAUUCGCUCUCGAUACCGUAUAAACGUGCACGGCACCGACGUCCCUGAUCCUGCUUGCACGUUUGAUGAGCUCCAGUCGGAGUACAGCCUCAAUCCGCGCAUCCUUCAUAACCUCAAAGAAGCAGGGCUGAACUCGCCAACACCAAUACAGAUGCAGGCGAUACCACUUAUGCUGCAUGGUCGAGAGCUCCUGGCCUGUGCUCCCACAGGAUCUGGAAAGACUUUGGCAUUUUGUCUACCUCUGCUUGCCCACCUGAAGCAGCCAGCCAAUCUGGGCUUCAGAGCUGUGAUCAUCUCCCCAACCAGGGAACUGGCCAGCCAGACCUACAGGGAGCUGCUCCGCCUGUCAGAGGGAGUUGGGUUUAGAGUUCACAUCAUAGACAAAGCUUCCCUGGCUGCCAAGAAAUACGGGCCACAGUCAAACAAAAAAUAUGAUAUACUUGUAAGUACUCCAAACAGACUCAUCUUCCUCCUCAAACAGGACCCUCCAGCUAUCAACCUCAGCGGUGUGGAGUGGCUGGUUGUCGAUGAGUCUGAUAAACUCUUUGAAGAUGGAAAAACAGGCUUUAGGGAGCAGCUGGCCACUAUUUUCCUCGCAUGCACUGGUGCAAAGGUGCGCAGAGCUUUCUUUAGUGCCACAUGCACACAGGAAGUAGAGCAGUGGUGCCGCCUGAACCUCGACAACCUGGUUUCGGUCAACAUUGGACACAGAAAUACAGCUGUGGAGACGGUGGAACAGGAGCUGCUGUUUGUGGGGACGGAGAAUGGAAAGCUUGUGGCCAUGAGGGAUAUCGUCAAAAAAGGCUUCCUGCCGCCCAUGCUCGUGUUUGUUCAAUCUAUAGAGCGAGCACGAGAGCUCUUCCAUGAGUUGGUGUACGAAGGCAUCAAUGUAGAAGUGAUCCAUGCCGAGCGCACGCAGCAGCAGAGGGACAAUGUGGUGAACAGCUUUCGCUCCGGUAAGAUUUGGGUCUUGAUCUGCACGGCUCUGCUCGCCAGAGGAAUUGACUUCAAAGGAGUGAACCUUGUGCUGAACUACGACUUCCCCACCAGUGCUGUAGAGUACAUCCACCGGAUUGGUCGCACUGGUAGAGCUGGACAUCAAGGAAAGGCCAUCACUUUCUUCACAGAGAAUGAUAAACCACUAUUGCGCAGCAUUGCAAAUGUUAUAAAACAAGCUGGCUGCCCUGUUCCUGACUACAUGGUUGGCUUAAAGAAGAUACACAGCAAAGUAAGGCGGAGACUUGAGAAGAAACCUCCGAAGAGAAACACAAUUUGCACAACUCCUCGCUUCUUAAUGAAGAAAAAAGGCAAAGCACAGAAUAAAGAACAACAGAAGGGCUCAAGUGGAGAGCAAAAGGGAGAAAAUGGACCACCAGCACAACACAAAGGAGAAAAGAGAACAAAAGAACAUGGACUGAGGAAAAAAAAUGCAGCACAAAGAGGAGGGGGGAAAGAGAAACACAAGAAGGCUACACCGAAAUUGGAAUCAAGUUAAAACAGCAAUGAAGGUGGACUUGUACAUGAACUUUAAAACACUGUGCUAACAAAGCUGUGGCAUCAAGGAGAUGUGGAGGUUGUCCGCGGUCUAAGGUCAUUUAAUCUGGUUUCACCAAAUCUCCAUUUUGCAAAGUGCUAUCAGAGUUAUUGGAAGUUAUGUGUUUAUAUGAAUAAAUAUAAGUCCUAAUUAA
Molecule: messenger RNA, 2242 nt
Organism: Melanotaenia boesemani (Boeseman's rainbowfish)
Lineage: Eukaryota; Metazoa; Chordata; Actinopteri; Atheriniformes; Melanotaeniidae
Gene: ddx52
Product: DEAD (Asp-Glu-Ala-Asp) box polypeptide 52
Exons: 14
Coding region: 82-2049 (655 amino acids)
Biological process (GO): maturation of SSU-rRNA
Cellular component (GO): 90S preribosome
Molecular function (GO): RNA helicase activity; nucleic acid binding; ATP binding
Source: RefSeq, a predicted model, not a curated record